Messenger RNA from Microtus oregoni (creeping vole), 3779 nucleotides. RefSeq names its product protein FAM133A-like. NCBI's taxonomy places the organism in Eukaryota, Metazoa, Chordata, Mammalia, Rodentia, Cricetidae. The record is from RefSeq and is a predicted model, not a curated record. The transcript is spliced from 5 exons. Bases 949 to 1698 code for a protein of 249 amino acids.
GAGAGAGAAAAAAAAAUUAAAAAAAAGUCGUAGACAUGAGGUAAAAAUUCCAGCGAUAGUUCCUAGCAACGGAAAAAAAACGAACCCCUUUGGCUCAGCAGCCCAGAAUUCCUGUUGGACAAGGCCUCCACACCGCGAACCGUUAAUGUUAAAAAAAAAAAAAAAAAACCUCUAAGUGGCGUCAUUGCAUAGUGUGACUGGAUGAUUGGGGGGAGGGACACGCAAACAAAUAUUCUAUGAGCAUGUGUUUAAACACUGGAAAAGGGGGGAGUCGUUUAUUGGCAGAGGGGGGAGGGGCCAGACAGCAGGCAUAUUGCGUUCCACGUAGCAGAUUUAAUAAGUGCUGUCUGUGAUGUUUGGCAAGCCUGGUUUAUCUGGUUUAUAUCCAUCUACAAGGUUUGCGAACCCAUGUUGCCGUGAGUCAGUCACACCAUUUUUUUAAAAUCGUAUUUCUGUUUUAAAGCUGGCAUUUAUUACUAAAUUGCCACGUAGUCCUUUCCAAUGCUUGCCGUAAAAAAUUAGAUAAAACAAAGGGGGUUAAAAUGUAAGGUGGUAUUUUUUUUUUUUAAAGCAGAGGAUUUGUUUCAGACUUUUGUGCAGCAGGUUUCAAUUCCACGAACAGCAGGAUGGGAGGUGGGGGUUGUUAUAACGAUUCAGUUCUGCUACAACCAAAAAGACCAGUGUUCACUUUCCGUUGAAAGAAAAUAUUCCUAGGAUUGGAAUGGCUGGAUCAAAUGAACCUGAAAAAGAAUUUAAAAGGAGUAAUCUGGAGAGGUGAAAGAAGUGUGAACAAUCCAGAUUCCAAGUUAGGUGUUCCAUAAUGGUUUGAUCUGCUUCUAUAACAGAAUGGAGACUCCUCGGUAAAGUAGCAGAUGAAGAACUUGAGAAGUGGGCCUAACAUUCUUCUCUUUGCCAACUGGUAGUCUUCUCUGAGAACCACCUGGUGCCAUGGGGAAACGUGAUAAUCGAGUGGCAUAUAUGAAUCCUAUAGCAAUGGCCAGAUGGAGGGGUACAAGUCAAUCUGCAGGCCCAACUAUACAAGAUUAUCUGAAUCGACCAAGACCCACCUGGGAAGAAGUAAAGAAACAAUUAGAGAAUAAAAAGAAAGGCUCCAAGACAUUGGCUGAAUUUGAAGAAAAAAUGAAUCAAAAUUGGAAGAAAGAACUUGAGAAAAGCAGAGAGAAAGUAUUAGGUGGAAAUGUCAGUUCAUCCAAAAGAAAAGAAAAAAAGAAAAAGAAAAAGAAGAAAUCUUGUAGGUAUACAUCCUCUUCAUCAAGCUCCGAUUCAUCAAGCAGUUCUUCAGAUUCUGAGUAUGAGCCAAAGAAACAAGGGAAAAAGAGAAAGAGAAAGAAGAACCAUUCCCACAAAUCAUCAGAAAGCUCCACUUCUGAAUCAGAAUCGCCAAGCAAGGAACUUCCCCUAAAGAAGAAAAAGACAAAGGAUGAAACUGAAAAAGAAAAAUAUACCAAAAGCUACAGCAAAAAAAGAAAGAAGGCUUGUCCUGAAGAAGAGCCAUCCUCUUCAGAAUCUUCAUUCGAAUCAGAUUAUGAAGAGGAGAUGCAGGCAAAAAAGAAAAGAAAACACGAUGAGCAAGAAAGAAAAAUGGAAAAGAUGAAGAAAAAAAAGAAGAAACAUCACAAGAAACACAGUAAGAAGAGGAAGAAGAAGAAGUUUAGUUCAAGUCACAAAUCAGUGUAACAUAAAGGAAAACCAAAUAGGCUUUCCGUAUUUAAAAUGAAACAAAAUCUAAAGAAACUUCAACUGUGAAAAUCUAGGUCAUAUUUACCAAAAUGCAUGAGAUUUCCUGUGUUAAUAGAGUUAUUCUGGACUUUAAAUUGCCAGAGAAAUGCCACUGUGCCAGAAAAGGUAUUUGUUGCUUGCAGCUUCUAUAUAGGGUUUUGUUUGUUUAAUGUCUCUCUUUAUGUCUAAUAGUUACUCCUCUGGGAACCAAAACUCAGUUGUCUUACUAGUAUUAAAAUGUUUGGAGUUCAAUUAAUAUAUUUUCAAUAAUGAAUAAUUUUAACCAAAAACAUAUCUAGUGUUAAACAUAUGUAAUUUUUGCCUAUCUUUAAAGUACAGAAACAUCCUGACAAUUAGACAUUUUGAAGAUAAGACAGCAUUGUUGUUCAAAAUUUAAUUUUGUAGAUAUGUUUGGUUGAUGUUUAUUUUUUUCCCAAGAAGUUUUUGUUUACAUUGGGGAAGGGCUCAUGUCAGGGAGUGGGAGGGGGUUUGUUUGCUACUCUAGCUAGCUGAAAAGUGUGCCUUUAAUCCUUACACAUCCUAUUUUUGCCAGUGCAGCAGCCAUUUAUUUCUUACACACUGAAUGUUGUUGUGUACUGUAUCAAGAGAACAAGAAAGCAGUUUACAGAAUAAAGUCCCCAAAGCUAUGACAUUUACCUCCACUUUAGCAUUAUUCAUUCUUUAGUACUAAAUGCUAUUUCACAUUAGAAUACUAAAUGAUUUGAAUUAACUUAUUUUUUUGAAGGAGGAUAAUUGCAAACUGUCUUUGGCUUUGUUUCUUUGUUUUUAUUAAUAAACAUUAUGAUGUUUUACACACUUCAUUCUGCCAUUGUAAUUAUCCAGUGAUAUUCUUUAUGACAAGUGGUGAUCUUUUUAAAUAUAAUUCAUGGUUAUGAUAUAAAGUUCAAACUUUUCAUUUCUUAAAUUUUGGAUAUUACUUUUAUCUCAUUGGUCUGCUUAAAUUGCACAUGUGCCAAAAUAUUUAGUAUGUAAAAAGAAGGUUUUUAAGAAAUUGUAAUGCCUUCAUAUUGAAGCUGGUUUGCUAUAAGCAAGUUGAGUGCCAGAUUUCUAGUAUGCUGUGUGUUGUGUUACAUAAACAACUGCCAAAAUAUUUGUAUGUAUGUUCAUUAAAUGUUUCUUAUCCUAAGCAUUAGUACUGAAGUGUAAUAGAAGUUAAAUUUAUGUAAUGAUGAUAUCAUUUAUUUUUUUGUGUCUAUAUAUUACUAAGGAUCUGGUGCCUUGUGACUGUUGUUGAGUCAUAUUCACAACUAAUGUUAAAAAUGUGUUAAAAUAUAUUUACUUUACAUUCUAUAUCACAGUAGUGUAAAUUAUAAGUUUAUGUUUUAACAACACUUAUUACAGAAGUUACACUAAUAAUAUCAUGGUACAAGUAUUUUGGCAUGAUAAGAGAGGCUCAGUAUUUUUUUUUAUUUCAAAUAGGUGACUGAAUCUCAGAUUCUUUGAAUAAAAAGAAACAUUGUAGAAAACAUCUAGUAAAUAAAUGAUUUGUCACCUCUACAGAAUGUUGCAGUGGUAAUAUUGGACUCUUUCAAUUUCUUCUUGAAGUAUUGUGUAGUAAUGCCAUGUUAAAUCAUCUUGGAGUUUCAUAAAUACAACUGUCUCUUAAAAUAUAUCUGUAUGUAUAUUGCUUAUAAAAUUAUUGUAUUUAAUGUGUAUUUUGUAUCCAUGUAUAGUUUUUUCAAGAGUAUUCAGUAAAUGUUUUUAAAGUUAAAUUAUUUGUAGAAUAUGGCAAAAACAUUUAUAGUUUAUCCUAUAGCUCUGUGCUCACAUUCACUUCCCAGGUCUCUGUAGUUAGGACAUCCCAUCUGACUGCUUACAAUAUAGGAAUUGAGAACAGAAGUGAUGUGUUAAUUCCAUCCUUGAGCAGAAAGAAUUCUAACAUAAUAUUUCAGCUCUUUCUUGAACUUCCACCAUAACUGAAAGUAAAGGCCAACUUCCAAGAAGGAUACAAGCUGAACCUUUAUGUCACACUUUAGAAGGAUUUUGUCCUAGAAAACUGAUGAACUUGCAAUGGACUU